Messenger RNA from Musa acuminata subsp. malaccensis (wild Malaysian banana), 1364 nucleotides. RefSeq names its product cyclin-dependent kinase inhibitor 3. The record is from RefSeq and is a predicted model, not a curated record. Gene Ontology annotation, biological process: negative regulation of cyclin-dependent protein serine/threonine kinase activity. Gene Ontology annotation, molecular function: cyclin-dependent protein serine/threonine kinase inhibitor activity. Gene Ontology annotation, cellular component: nucleus. NCBI's taxonomy places the organism in Eukaryota, Viridiplantae, Streptophyta, Magnoliopsida, Zingiberales, Musaceae.
GUCAACUCGGAUCUGUUCAUGACUUCCGCGCUUUUCAUCGCAUCUCAUACUACGACUGAUCAAGAGAGGGAGAGAGCGGGAUGGGGAAGCAUUCGAGCAAGAGGAGACAGAUCGGGGAACUCGCGGUGAUGGAGGCGACGAAGCCGAUGGGUGCGAGGACGAGGACGGCGAGAAGGCUGGCCCUCGCGGCGUUGGACGGCCGCCGGAGCUCGAAGAAGAGGAAAGCGACGGGAGAAUACCACCAGAUCUCCAACCUCGAGCUCCGAAGUUGCAGCGUCGUCCUGAAACCUCGGAUCGCUAGAUCCGCGGCGAAUUCCGGCGGCCGGCGAAAUUCAAGCCCUGAACUCAGUCUCAUCUCCCGGUCCUCCAGCGACGCCUCCUGUGAGGCAGCGGAGACGCCGUUUCGAUCAUCGGAGCUUGGCCAGGAAUUGGACGACGCGACCUUCUUCCGCUGCAAUGGAGAAAGGGAAGAGACGGCCGCCUCGAGUAACGACGGACAAGCGACGAGUGAUCUUGAAUCAACGGUGGAGAUGGGAUCGCGCAGAAGAUCGACGGCGAUUGCAACACCCUCCGUUGCCGAGCUGGAGGAGUUCUUCGCGGGGGCAGAGAGAGACCUGCGACGGCGAUUCGUCGAGAGGUACAACUUCGACGUCGUCAAGGACGUGCCAUUGGCCGGCCGCUACGAGUGGAUUCCGUUGACCCCGUGAACAGGGAGGAGAAGAAAAAAAGAGAGAGUGAGAGAGAGAGAAUAAAAAGGAAACCGUAUUCCUUCGUUAUCCAUCUCAUCAAUUCCCAUCCACCAUAUUUUCCUUAUUUUUCCCAUCCGUUACAUCUUGAUCAGACGGCUUUUGCGAUGCAAUUGCCGUUUUGUUAUUAUUUUUUGUCAUUGCUGUUAAUUAGUAAUUAUGUCUGUUUCUUCUCUUCGUAAACGAAAGUGUCGGUGAGGGAAAUCAUGAGGGUGAGGUUACCGCGGACGGGAUGGGAAGCUAUAACGACAAUUAAAAGAAAGCUCCAUCAUUUCCCACGCUGAUCCUGAUGCAUGGCAUGAUUGUUUCCAGGUGGCCUCCUCUCCUCCCAUGGAAACUUUGGAAGCGCACUUCACUGCAAAAGUCGAAGCGGUUUAAAACAGAAAGAUGAAGCCUUACUCUGCCUCUGUAAUGAUUUCUCACUCGCUCUCUCUCUCCAUUUUAUUUAAUGCAUCCGAGUUAGAAAGAGGAAUGUAUCUGUGAGUCUUUCAGACGAUGUUGGGAUUAGAAUAAGGUAGUGUGGGAUUGUUUUGGAUCCAGUGCACAUGUGAUCAUGUGAAGCUCUUCCGGAGAAGGAAUGUCGCCUUUCUAAGGCACCAUUUCCUUCGUUCCUGCUCA